GUUGCACUCUGCGACCACGUGAGAAUUGCACUGUGGAUGUUAUGCACUGUGGUGGGUAGGUGUUAUUGAAUAAAAUCGAUGAAAUUGAUUACUUCAAUGUGGAGUCACUUCUGACUUGAAUAUUGUUUGAGAGCAAGAUGACGGCUUUUGAGACUCACACUGUGAGGUUUUUCGUUCCUGAAGCCAAAGCAAUUCACUGUGCAGCACUUAAUGCAGAAGCGAACAAGCUAGCUGUUUCAAGGUCAGACAAUGCCGUGGAGCUGUGGGACGUUGGCUGUGUGCUGUCCCGGCGCGGCGCUCCCGUGUGCCAGGCGCGUCUGCCGCCGGCCGGCGGCGCCAGCGUUGAGGCGCUAGCGUGGGCCGCCGGCCGGCUCUUUUCGACCGGACUGCACGGGCACGUGCUGGAGCACGGCGGCCACGGCCUGGAGGCCACCGCCAGUACGUCGGUGUCGGGCACGGCCGCCUGGUGUCUGGCGGCGGACCCGGCCGGCUGCCGCCUGGCUGCAGGCACUGAGGACGGUCAGGUGAUCGUACACGCCGUCACCGACGAGGGACUCGUGUUCGAGCGCCGGAUGGCCAAACAGGAGCGGCGAAUCCUGUGCGUCGCCUGGUCGCCCGACGGCACCCACUUAGCAGCCGGAUCGGUAAACGCAGUCUGCCUGCACCAGGCGCGUACCGGCGCACAGGUGUCGCGUAUCACCGUCGGCCGUCAGGUCGGCCGGAAGGAGACUCUGGUCUGGAGUGUAGCACUGCUCGCCGACCUCACAAUCGUUACCGGAGACUCCAGGGGCCGUGUGUCGUUCUGGAACGGUCCUCUGGGCGCCCUGCACACCUCUCUCGGCUCCCACCGGGCGGACGUACUCGCCGUCACCUCCUCUGCCGACGGGGAGCGGGUAUUUGCCGCGGGAGUCGACCCCACCGUGGCCCGGUUUGAGCGGAUACCGUCAGCGCGGGCCACUGCCGGCUGGGUCCGCUCGCUGAGAAUACAGCUGCAUGUGCGGGAUGUGCGCGUUAUGAUCAGCACCGGAGACUGUCUGAUUUCGGCAGGCGUGGAUGCCGAUCUGGUGUUCGACUUUCAGGGUAACAACAAAGACACCGUCCGGACGUCUCCGCUGCCGCAGCUGGGAACGGUGCUGCCGGCGCCGCGGCUGCCCGGCCUGGUGACGGUCGGUGACUCGGAGCUGCGGCUGUGGCGUCUGCCGGCCGCCGGCAGCGACGAGCAGCCAGUAGCGCUGCUGCAGCUGAGCAGCCGGCGCGGCGAGCCGCCCGUCUGCGCCGCCGUGUCAGCCGACGCCGGCUGGCUGGCCUACUCGACACCGGCCCGGCUGCGGCUGCACCGGCUGGAGACGGGCACAGCGCGGCCCAGUCUGCAGAGAGUCCGCAGCCUCCCCCCGGAGGCCGCCGGGCCGUGCCGCCAGCUGGCGUUCUCGCCGUCCGGCGACUGGCUGCUACUGCUGACCGCCGCCGGCCGGCUGGUCCGACUCCGACUGACCUCCGCUUUAGACGAGCUGAGCGCCGAGGACCUGGGCUGGGCGGACGGCCGGGAGGACCCCGAUGAGGACGAUGAAGAGGACGAGGAACAGCAGAGCGUCGCGCUGAACUUGCUCACGCUGAGUGCUGACGGGCAGCGCGCCGCUCUGGCCGACCGGGACGGCGGUGUCCUCGUCUGGGAUCUCGAGAAGCCGGCGCUGGUAUCUCGCAUGCCGCGCCGAUCAGCGCCUGCCACCGCUCUGGCGUUCCGACCCGACUGUGCCACCCACAUACUGGCGGCCUACGCGGACCGGUCGGUGGCAGAGUUCGACACAGCCGCCGGCCACCUGACCGGUUGGUCGCGCUGGGCGGCCGAGCAGGUACCCGAGGCGUGGCAGAAGCGGCCGCUGCCCGUGCGGCACAUCACCGUGACUGAGUGCGGCUCCAGAGUACUGCUGCACGAUGACAGCGGUGUGUGCGCGCUGGACGCGGCCGCCGGCGAGCAGGCAGCCGACAGCAAACGAGCCAAAACGGCCAAAGGACGCCGGAAAACUAUUGAGACGGCCGAGGUGACGGCCGCCGAGAGCGUCGUCAUAACAGAUAGGUAUCGGCAUCUGCUGUACCUGGGCUCUCUGGCAGAGCGGCGUCUACUGGCCGUGGAGGCACCCGCCGCUCGAGUCGAACAGAUGCUGCCGCCCGCUCUCCGGCGCAAACGAUACGGUGUGGCGUGAUGAAUCGGACUGUUCAUACAUGCAAUACAUGUGCCUCAUCA
This is a messenger RNA of Amphibalanus amphitrite, 2242 nucleotides long. RefSeq names its product U3 small nucleolar RNA-associated protein 4 homolog. The record is from RefSeq and is a predicted model, not a curated record. Gene Ontology annotation, cellular component: 90S preribosome; small-subunit processome; t-UTP complex. Bases 138 to 2201 code for a protein of 687 amino acids. Gene Ontology annotation, molecular function: protein binding; RNA binding. The transcript has 8 exons. Gene Ontology annotation, biological process: maturation of SSU-rRNA from tricistronic rRNA transcript (SSU-rRNA, 5.8S rRNA, LSU-rRNA). NCBI's taxonomy places the organism in Eukaryota, Metazoa, Arthropoda, Thecostraca, Balanomorpha, Balanidae.